Messenger RNA from Rhinolophus ferrumequinum (greater horseshoe bat), 1317 nucleotides. RefSeq names its product forkhead box R2 (gene FOXR2). Gene Ontology annotation, cellular component: nucleus. Gene Ontology annotation, molecular function: DNA-binding transcription factor activity; sequence-specific double-stranded DNA binding. Gene Ontology annotation, biological process: regulation of DNA-templated transcription. The record is from RefSeq and is a predicted model, not a curated record. Lineage: Eukaryota; Metazoa; Chordata; Mammalia; Chiroptera; Rhinolophidae.
AUGGAUGUAAAACUGAAAAAUCAUGAAUUCUGGUACAGUCUCCAUGGCCAGGUCCCAGGGCUGCUGGACUGGGACAUGGGGAAUGAGUUCUUCCUUCCCAUCACCACAGACCAAUACCCCAUUUCUCAGCAGUACCUUGCCAAAUACGUACCCAGAAUAGUGGAGCCCCCAAAGAUGCCUCAAGUGAGAAGACCCAAUCCCAACAAAGAUGAUCCUGACUCUGAAGCCAACCUCUGGAUGUGGGUGAAUCCCAAAAUCGUGUGCCCCCUUGCCUGCCAGAAGGCCCCAAAACCCCGUAAGAAGAUUAAUCUGACAAGCAUGCUUCUUUUCCCUCAGCCACUCCCAAAAGAUAAAGAAUCUAAGCUGUAGUGAUAGGAGUCCCUGCCAUCUUCCUCCAGUGAGCAGUCUCCACAAAAGCAAUUUCCCUCAUCUCCCAGCAAUUGGGAACUCACAAAAGAGGAGACUGAGGAAAAAGAUGACAACUCCUCUGUGGCCCUCCAAUCCACUAACAAAGGGGAGUGCUUCCAGAGCUCAAAGCUGUGGCAAGGCAACUGUCAGGAGAGGAAGUAGGCUCCGCCCCCUCUCAAUUACAGUCAUCUAACUGCUCUGGCAAUAAGAAACAGAACCUCCAACCUCCCACCCCAUGGCCUCAAUGUGCAAGAAAGCUACAGUAUCACCCGACAACAUUUACCUUUAUUCCAGACAGCUCCAAAUAGCUAAAAGAACACAAUCUGCUAUAACUUCUACUUCCUGGGAAGCUUUGAGAAGAUGCUGAUCAGCCUUCUGGAUGAAGUUAAUGCAAGGCCACAGUCUGGCUUCUAGAGACUUACUGAGGAUGGACAUUGCUGCUUUCAGAAGGAGACUAACCUUAGCUCCAUUCAUAGGGAGAUGAUCCGAUCCUGCUCAAGCCAGCCAGAUGUGAUGACCUCUCCUUUGACCUCUGAAAUACCACUGCUCCCUUUCUGGAACACUGCCCUCCUUACUGGGCCUACCCUGCCUGCUAAACAUGGCCAAGCAAACAUCAAACCCGUAGCAGUGUCCACUGCUGUGAACGUGUACCCAGCAUUGCGGGCCUUAGGCUCGGGAACAGCGAGCGAGCUGAGGCGUUCACCGCUUAGUGCCUACGGCACGCACGGGUCUGCUCUUUCGGCCACCUCCGCCUUCGUUGUCCCCACCUCUUUGCGGGUGAAGUCACCUUUGGGUUUCGAGACCUUGGGUCCUGAGGCCCAAACUCGAGACAAAAUCCCCACCCCCACACCUCUUAACCUCUCUUCCUUUGCACCACCGUGUCACUUAGCUUUUGAGUUGGCCGGCUAG